This is a messenger RNA of Carassius gibelio (silver crucian carp), 8654 nucleotides long. It is a transcript of the gene iqsec2b, whose product is annotated as IQ motif and Sec7 domain ArfGEF 2b. Gene Ontology annotation, biological process: regulation of ARF protein signal transduction; actin cytoskeleton organization. NCBI's taxonomy places the organism in Eukaryota, Metazoa, Chordata, Actinopteri, Cypriniformes, Cyprinidae. The record is from RefSeq and is a predicted model, not a curated record. The transcript has 14 exons. The coding region runs from base 1261 to 5988 and encodes 1575 amino acids. Gene Ontology annotation, molecular function: guanyl-nucleotide exchange factor activity; protein binding.
AAGACGAGUUUACCGCUUCUCUGGCCGCCAGUGUCUGUCUGUCGGAUCUGUCAGGUGUAAACCGCUCUCACGAGCCUGAGCCGCGCGAGCUCCUCUCUCUCCAAACCCUCCGCGCGCCUCCAGCGAGCAGCAGCAGCUUACUUCGGGAAAUACAGAAGAGCGCCAACUUUACAGCAGGUGCUCCAGCUCUUAGAUUUACGCCUGGGAAAAGUCUGUUGUAUGAGAGAAAAGACAAAUGCCGCCUUAAGCGAUGUAGUUAUGCAAACUCGACUGACGUCGAGAUUAAAACAAACAAAACACGAGCAAAUUGUACGAAGAAAUCGGAGAGCUCGAGAUUAACUGAAAGCUACCCAUGAAAAUGGGUUGAAGAAAAGAAAUCGCCGAUAAAGAGAGUAAGUAGGAUUUUUGUGGAUGUGGAGCCAUAUUUGUACAUUUUAUUUUUAAUAUAUAAAUUACUGACACUAUAUUGUAGAAGAAGAGGAGCGCGCGCUCUGCGCGUCCACAUGUCUCAUAGACUUUUAAUGUAUCAAUCUUCUGCUGCCUGAAUGAAGGAAGAGUGGACAUUACAUUUAUGGUUCAGUUUUACGAAAUCUAACUUUUCUGUUAAUGAAAAAAGCUCUUUCUUAUUUUUACAGUAUGAUGUCUAUCUCAAGCUAUACAGAUCUUAGUGGAUUUCAGGGAUUAGAUUUAUAUCUUUUUGCUGCUGUUCCCAAUUUUCCGCUGUGCUACCUCAGCAUGUGGGAGUUGUGUGUAGCACAGCAGAUCUCAAGAUGACUGGAUUCUAUAAUGACUGGGUUUGUGGAAGCAGUGCUCUGUAGAUGUUAUUUCUGACUGUAAUAUAGCCAUUUAUUUACAUCACUUAUGUUUUCAUGUCGUCACGUGGAUCUUUUUGUCAGGAAAAGCUAUUAGCUAAUGUCUUUUUUUUCUUUAUACAUCAUCUUUCUUCACUAACUUGUUGAAGCACUAUCACUGCAGCUGGGAGGAUGCAAAUUAUUGACUUUUAAACUCCUUUACUGAGAGCUGCAGUUACCACCUAUACUUUUUUUUACAAGGAUUCAUGGAUGAACAUUAAGAUGCAGUCGAUGCAUAUAACAUUGGUGCUUUAAAUGUUCUUUGCUGGUGUUUUUUAGUUGUUGAGACUCAAGUUGCAAUAUAUAGGAUAAAAGACAUUUCAAUCAAGUUUCUACCUUCAGGCUCUUUUGUUUUAUCUCCCCCCCACUGAACUUAUCGGGUGGGGGGGGGAGGGGUAAGGCCCAAACCAUGGAGUCCAACCCAGACAGCCCGAGUCGGGCUGUGGAGUAUCUUCUGGAGCUCAAUAACAUCAUCGAGAACCAAGCCAAACUUCUAGAGACCCAGCGUAAACGCAUCGAGGAGCUCCAAACACAGCUAGACCGGGUCAACCAGGAGAACAAGGACCUGCGGCAUGAUCGCAUCCCGGGAACCGAGAACUCGACGCAGAACCACAGCUACAGCCAGAGCUCUAAGCCCAGCCAGCCGUCAUCUCUACCAAACCACAGCGCUGCAGGUGUCCAUCAGAACAGCAGCAGUAAUAUACCCUCGUCCACGGUGCCUGGCCCGGCUCGACGGACUCAGACCAGACUGACCCGAGGCCUGUCAUGUGGGUCAGCCCCUGUCGAGGAGAGGGGCCGACUGGAGCGAAACGACAGCUCUGGGACCAACAACACCUCCACUCUACGGAAGCAUGAGGAGGAAACCCAGAGUUCAGCUUCACGUCCCUUUUCAGACAGUUCCAGCAGUAAAUCUCCUUACGUGCACAGCUCUGACCGUUACAGGGACAACAGCUGUGGCCCCCCAGGCCCUCGGGUGCCUUUUGUGCCCGCUCCAAGCCCAGCCAGCCUCGCCUGGGCACAGCGUACACGCAACCAACCAGCUAGCCUGGCCCUACGCAAGCAAGAGGAGGAAGAGAACAAGAGGUGCAAAGCCCUAUCAGACAGUUAUGAACUCUCUACAGACCUACAAGACAAGAAGGUGGAGAUGCUGGAGAAAAAAUAUGGAGGUUACUUCGUAAGUAGACGGGCAGCACGUACCAUCCAGACAGCAUUCCGUCAAUAUCGUAUGAACAAGAACUUUGAGCGCCUGCGCAGCUCAGCUUCUGAGAGCCGCAUGACACGGCGCAUCAUACUGUCUAACAUGCGACUGCAGUACUCGUUUGAUGACCGACAUCCACAACCUCCCACCCCGACUCACUACAGUCACAGUCCAGGAAUGGGUCCUCCACAUUCUCCAACUUGCACCACAGAGCCAAGCUCCCCAUCACGACCGGAAUACACCCACCUAGAGGACUCCUUCUCAAAACAAGUGAAGUCCUUGGCCGACUCAAUUGAUGAUGCCCUAACGUGUCGACCACGCAGAGAUGAUUCCCAGGAAGGUAUAGGGGAUGGAAGUGGUGUUGUUGAUGACUUUGGCGAGUGCAUAUGGAGUAGCAACAGCCACGUAUCCUUACGGAGAGGACUUGGAGACAGAGAUCGAGGAGGUACAGGGGGCAUGAGUAUGCAUGAAGACAGCACAGCCACCUCUUACAGUGAUGUCACGCUUUACAUGGAUGACGGCCUACCUUCCUCACCACUCUCUCUAGACCGGGCCCCUAGCAGCACAGACACUGAGUUCUGGGGGGGUGUUGGAAGUGGGGUAAGUGGUAGGGAAGAUAGCCGUGACACAGAAGGAGGAGGAAGCAGCAAUAGCCGCCGAAGUACACCUUGCACAGAGUGCCGUGAUUACCGUUUACGGGGAGGGCACUUACCAUUACUUACUAUUGAACCACCUAGUGACAGUUCAGUGGACAUGAGUGACCGCUCAGACCGAGGCUCCCUUAGCAGACAGCUAGUCUACGAGCAGGACUCAGCAGCAGGAUCACCUCAAGGGACGCUAAAGCAUAACCCUAAUGCUCGUUCGACAUCCUCGACAGCUGCACAAGGUCAAACACGUCCAGCUGGCCAAUCGAUGCCGUCACACAUCCCACACCACAUGGCUCACCAUCAUCACCAUCACCACCACCACCAUCACCAGUACCCCGACACCCCUUCAUCCUCCUCGUCUCCUCAACAGCCCCCAACCACACCGCUCUCAUCCUCCUCUUCAGCACCACUGCCCCCUGGUAGUUUGGAGCAGCAAUGCUGCUCGGAUGGUGAUAAUGACUCACUGAACUCCACCACAAACUCUAAUGAGACCAUUAAUUGCAGCUCAGGCUCCUCUUCAAGGGAUAGUCUGCGGGAGCCCUUGCCCCCUUUAGGGAAACAGACCUACCAGAGAGAAAGUCGGCACAGCUGGGACUCUCCUCCCUUUAACAAUGACGUAGUACAGAGAAGACAAUAUCGCAUCGGACUCAACCUCUUCAACAAGAAACCAGAAAAGGGUAUUCAGUACCUAAUUGAGAAGGGCUUUGUGUCAGACACACCAGUGGGCAUUGCUCGCUUUAUCCUGGAGAGAAAAGGCCUGAGUCGGCAGAUGAUUGGAGAGUUCCUUGGAAAUAGACAGAAACAGUUCAACAAAGAUGUAUUGGAUUGUGUUGUGGAUGAGAUGGACUUUUCUGGAAUGGAUCUCGAUGAUGCUCUGAGGAAAUUUCAAGCUCAAAUAAAAGUCCAAGGAGAGGCUCAAAAAGUGGAAAGACUUAUUGAGGCUUUCAGUCAGAGGUACUGUGUUUGUAAUCCAGCACUGGUAAGACAGUUCCAGAACCCGGACACCAUCUUCAUCCUAGCUUUUGCCAUCAUCCUCCUCAACACGGACAUGUACAGCCCCAAUAUCAAAGCAGAGAGGAAGAUGAAGCUGGACGACUUCAUCAAAAACUUAAGAGGGGUGGAUAAUGGUCAGGACAUCCCACGUGAUUUACUGGUUGGAAUCUACCAGCGCAUUCAGAAAUGGGAACUGAGAACCAAUGAUGACCAUGUUUCUCAGGUCCAGGCGGUGGAGAGAGUAAUAGUGGGCAAGAAACCAGUUCUGUCCCUGCCCCACCGCAGACUAGUGUGCUGCUGUCAGCUCUAUGAAGUCCCAGACCCCAACCGUCCUCAAAGGUCUGGAGUUCACCAGAGAGAGGUCUUCCUCUUCAACGAUCUGAUUGUGGUUACAAAGAUCUUCCAGAAGAAGAAAACCUCAGUAACGUACAGUUUCAGACAGUCCUUCCCUCUGGUGGAGAUGCAGGUUCACAUGUUCCAGAACUCCUACUAUCCUCAUGGUGUCAGACUAACAUCAGCUAUCCCGGGCGGUGAGCGUAAAGUUCUGAUUGUGUUCAUGGCCCCUAGUCAACAGGACCGCACACGCUUUGUCAGUGAUCUGAGGGAGAGCAUUGCUGAGGUCCAGGAAAUGGAGAAAUACAGAGUGGAGUCUGAGCUGGAGAAGCAGAAAGGAGUAAUGCGGCCCAGCCUGCUCACCAACAGCAUUAUGGCUGGAGGAGUGGGUGGGGUCAAGAAUGAAGUGGUGAAUGGCACUAUGGGAAGGCCUAGUCUGGAUGACAACUAUUCACCAGGAGAGGGCCUCAAACGUACUGCUCUCAGCUCCUCACUGAGGGACCUGUCUGAAUCAGGGAAACGUGGUCGCAGAAACAGCGUUGGUUCCCUUGACAGUACAAUGGAAGUAAGUCUGAGUGAAGCAGAGCAGUCCACGGCCUCACCAGCGUUACCCAGUAGCCACUGUGCUCCCGGGAUGCUAUGGAACAGAAGACUUCCGGCCUCACCGCCCCAUCCUGAGCCCCGGAGUGGGGGUGGGGGGUGGGCCGGGGCAGCAACACACACCUGCGGUGACUGGCGCUGGACCAGUCUCCAGCAGCACCGAGAGAGGAACGACUGGAAUGGGGACUGGGAGCAACAACACCGGAUCUUUCCUGGGCUCCCUGUUUGGGGGCAAGCGAUCCAAAACGCCGGGUCCUAUUAUCCCCCCGGGGCCACCCUACCCCGCCCCUGUGGCCCCACCGACUACAGGAGGGCCGCCGCCUCUGUCCCCGUCCUCGCUGUGCCCGGGAGAGGCUGGGGGACCUUCCAAGAUCCAGGCCCUGCACGCCCAGUACUGCCACACUACCAGCAACAGUGUCAGUGGGCAGCCUCCGCCCCCGUACUACCACCAACAUCGCUUCCAUACUCAGACCGUACCCUCGUCUGGGCAGCAGGGCCUCCAUACUCUUCAGCGGGUCACCUUGCCUCGACGGCCACACCCCAACCCUUCCGCACACUCCCCAUACCAGCCGAUCUCCCAGCAUACUUUGCAGGGUCGCUACGGGAGCAUGGGCAACAUGGGCCUCCCUCCCCCCCUUUCUCCUCACUCCCCACUCUCCCCUCACCCGCAGUUUGCGCUCUUCCACACGCAGCCCACACACUUGGCCAGAGGGGGCGCCAUCAGCAAGCCGCCUCUCACGCUGUCGCACUCCCAGCCGCACCCGCACGCACACUCCCAUCCCGCCCACGUGCACACGCCGCACCCGGGCUCCCACCCCGCGCACCAACCUCACUUCGUCUUCGCCAGCCCUCCUCCUCCGCCCUUCCCUGCUCCCACUCAGCCGCCUCCAGUCUCCGCGUCCGGCACGGUCCACCACGUGCCGCCGGCCGCCCAGUAUCUGCCCCAGUAUCCUCCGUUGUCCUCCAUCCCCCCUCCCCCACCGCACUCCCCUUUACCCCCCCCUUCCUCCCCCCUUACCCCUCUUACGCCUCUCUCCCCUCUCCCCCCCCAGCACCAAGGCCCCCCUUCACAGGCCGGAGGCCCGCAAGGGCCCUCGUCGGCUCAGACUGGAGCCGUACCUGGGGGGACGGGCACGGUCGAACGCGCCAAAUCCAAACCUACCAACCGGAUCAGCACGGUAGUGUGAGCCGGGGGAAGUCGCGAGGCUGGGGGUCGCUGAAGGGUCCUUUGGUGGUUGGAGGGGGGACCGCCGCGAGGCUGGAGGCAGGUGGUGGCAGGGCCAAAGGCGAUAACAACGCCAGUGGGAAAAAGAAACGCAGCCUGCUAAGACUCUGCUACUUUCACCUGCGCUUCCCACAAGUCUAAACGAAGGAGCUUACAGAGAAAAAUAGAGCACAAACAGCACACAUACAUCAUACUGUAGGUGGAGGCUCUCAGCUAGAUCAGUGCUGUGGGAUACGUACUCGACAACAAUAAUGAAAAACAUUUAGGACACUUUGCUUUCAAAUCUGUUGUUGUAGAUGUAAUUGAUUUGACGGUCAAGCCAAACCCCUUCUUAGCUACUUCUCCUUAAAUCCCAUAUUCAGACAAGAAAUAACCGAUUACAGACAUGUGGAGAUGCACACAUCGACUUGAACUUUAAACUGUCCACAGGGUUGCUUCAGUUGCGUGUAGCCAUAAAGUUAGAGUAAAAUGGUUGUUGGAGAAAUGGUUUUCUUCACCUGGGAACUAGUUUAGGAAAUGUGAAGACCAGAGACCAUACAAAUAAUGCUGUGCUGGAUAUGAAGAUCAAAGCACAGUAUAAUGAUUUCAUACAUUCCACUAAUCAUUAGUCUAAAGCAUUUGCAAGAUGCAAUAAUCUUUUCACUAAAUUGAUGUCCAGCUUGUACUUGCUAAAUAAUUUAAAGGCUCUAUUGCUCUUUUUGUACACAACUAUAACAGUGAUAUGUUUGAGUGUUAAUAGAGAUAUACCUAUAAAGCAUAUAUCUUACACCGGGUAUGAUUGUAUGAAGUAUGUCAGUAUCGGCCUGACCUUUUCCACUCCUAAGUCUAGUCAGCUGUAAAAAGCCUUGUACUGUAUGUUGAUGUGCUGUUUGUAAUCAUCCUAGAAACACUGUCCAUCAGAAUUAUUAACCUAUGUAUAUAAAAUUAUUUGAAAUUUUAACACAAAAUUAUAUAUCAGUAAUGUUAAAUGACACUUUAUCUAUGAACUUGUUCAUAUCUACCAUUGCACCAAUAACCAGUGUUUAAGAGAAAGAAUAUCUAAGUUCAUAUUGAUCCAUAAUUAUGCCAAUUUUGCUGAAAAAUUAUUUAUUAAUGUCAAUUUUAUGUUAAGUCAAAAGCAUUGUGCCAAAACUCUAAACAUUCUCUUAUGUUACUGUUUAUUUAACCACUGGAUGAUGACCAUUAUUUAUCAUCCAUGUCUAAAUUCUUAGCAUAUUUCUAGUAAGACGUUAAUGCCCAGAAUGUGAAAACAAAAGGCGCUUUAUAAACAAACAAGUUUUCUGACCUAUAUUAAAUAAAUAUAUCUCUAUUAAACAAAAAUAUUUUCCAGGUAAAGUAUUUUUACCUAUGAGGGCUAGUGGCACAGUAUGAAGGAAACAUUCCAUGAAAGAUUGUUGCCUCUCUGUUUGUCAUCAAUCUUCACAUCUAAAAUGCCUGUAUUAUGCAGUUUCCAUUGGGUCCUUGCAUUAAUACUGUCGAUCAUACUUUACAAAGUGUUUUUGAUUAUAUUUUACGCUGUUAUAUGAAUGUUUGCUAUGAAUUUCAAUUUUAAUGAAUAUAACUUCGUCUUUUAUGGUUUAAAAACUACAGAUGUUAUAAAUUUGACAAAAUACCAGAACUAUUUGUAAAUAGGAAAAGUUUUCUCAUGCUUUGACAUUAAACAGGAAAGUGUCAAGGAUGUGGUUUUUUUUUUUUUUUAAUCAAUGAUUUUUAUGGACAAACAUGCUUGUCUUUACAAGUGUCCUCAAAUGUUAGAGACAUUGUUAUGGGAAUUAUUUCAUUUUUAUUUUAAACAGAAGUUGUGUACCAGUCAUAAAGUUUUUGAUUCAGCUUUUUUGGUUUGGGCUACCAGAUGGCCUGUUUUGAUCUGAUAAAAACAUAAUGCCGUACUUCCCAUUUAAUUUCCUCUGUAUGAAUAAUUGAGGAGAAGAGGAGCAAAUAUAAUUGAAUUAUCACAUUAAUACAAAGCGAAAUAUGAGAAUAUGAGAAAUCAAGGUAAUUUAGCCUCAAGUAAGGCCUUAGUGUAAGUACUGCUUGAAGUUAUUGUUUGUGUGGAUGCAUAAUGUGAUCUCAAGUGCAGUUAUAUAUUUCUGGACUGGGCUUAAUGCAGAUGCUCAGUAUUAUUUGUCUUGAUGUGAUGCUCAGUUAUUGUGUGUAAGAUAUUUAUGCCAUUUUGCUACCCUUUCAAAAUGCACUCUCUUUAUAAGUGCUGCUGAACGUGCUUAUUACAUAUGAUCAGCACACCACAAUACCAAGCACAGUACAAGAGGAAAUGGGUCUCCAGUUACAUAUGGUUAUAUAUAUAUCAAGAUACCAAUGUGAGAUGAGAGAGAAGAUUGGAAAUCCAUAACCCAUUAAUUGCAUUUACUUUAUUUGAUUAAUAGCCAUAAUCUUUCAUUAACUGUCUGUCUUCCUGCUGUGAAUUUUAUUGCAUGAGUAUGUCUGUAUUUACUGAGCUCUGUAACAAACUGUAUAUAGACUGUCUCAUUAUGAUUUAAUAUUGACAGUGGAAUAGGAAGUGUCAAAGGUGUGUGUGUGUGUGUGCAUGGGGGUAUGUUUGUGUGAAUGUGUAUGGGGAGUUGGCAUUCAUUGUAGAUGAUUAUGGCAUAUUUAUAAGACAGUUUUAUCUGUAAACUUGUAGGCUACAAGUGUGUAUGUCAAAGCAGAUGAAGUGUAAUUUUGAAAAAAGGUAUAUGAAGUCAUCUUAUUUGUGUACAGAUAAUAUAUGAAAUUAAGCAAAUUCGGAGAGAUGUGAAUAUUUAUUGCCUAAUAUUAUGAAUAAAAAUAUAUAAAAUGUUCUGACACAA